GAGAGCGAGAGGGAGAAAGAAAGAGAGAGGGGAGGGUAGAGGCUGCGCGUCCCCGUCCUCGUGCCCCUCCUCCUCCUCCUCCUCUUCGGACGGGCCCGAGUCGCUCAUCAUCUCCUUCAUCUUCAUCUUCAUCAGUGGUGAAGUUUGCGUGUGGCUCGGACCCUGGGAUGUCGACGAGCUUCGGCAGCCCCUGAGCCAAGAGCUGGGCGGAGCCUCGCGUGACCCCCUCCCCCGCGCCCCACCUCCCGAGCGCCCGCGGACACAGCAUGCUGGCAGCAUGGAUGUGAAGGAGCGCAGGCCGUACUGCUCGCUGACCAAGGGCCGGCGGGACAAGGAGCGCCGCUACACGGGCUCGUCGGGCGACAGCGAGGAGUGUCGCGUGCCCACGCAGCAGUCGUACAGCUCCAGCGAGACGCUCAAGGCCUUCGACCACGACUCCUCGCGCCUGCUCUACGGCGGCCGCGUAAAGGACAUGGUGAACCGCGACGGCGAUGACUUUUCCCGCCAAGGGCAGAACUUUAACCUGCGACAGCUGGGCAUUUGCGAGCCGCCCCCGCGCAGGGCUCCCGCCUUCUGCGCUGACAUGAGGUUGCCCCACCGCGGCUACUCGGUGGGCGCCGGCUCCGACGUGGACGGCGAAAACGAGGGGGUGAUGUCGCCCGAGCGAGCCAUGCGCCUCUGGGGCCGGGGGGUCAAGGCCGGGCGGAGCUCCUGCCUGUCGAGCCGCUCCAACUCGGCCCUAACCCUGACGGACACGGAGCACGAGAACAAGUCCGACAGCGAGAACGGUUCCCCCAUCCCAUCCUCUUUAUCCAGUCCAUCAGCCACUGAGCGUUUACAUUCCCAGCCUCCAUCACCAAAUCUCCAUGACAACCAGAGGCCGUUGCUAAAUAAUGACACCGCCCAGCCGGUUCGAGGCUCAGAUUCGGAGGAGGAGUACUGUGGCCGCGUGUUUUUUCCAGUAACGCAGGCGGGCCCAGACCCUGCCGGUGAUGAGCAACCAUCCAUCCACCAGGGACCCCCACCUCCGCCGCUGCCCCCGGUGCCGCCGCCCCACAAACCGCCGCCGUCCGUCACCGCGCUCAACCACAACUCGCUGACCCGCCGCAGGACCCAGAGCCCGGCGCCGCCGGCUGCGCUGCCCGCCGAGCUGCAAACCACACCCGAAUCCGUCCCGCUGCAGGACAGCUGGGUCCUGGGCAGCAAUGUGCCGCUGGAGAGCAGGCACUUCCUCUUCAAGACAGGCACCGGAACGACCCCUCUCUUCAGCACGGCGACCCCGGGGUACACGAUGGCGACCGGGGCCGUGUACUCGCCGCCCACGCGGCCGCUGCCCCGCAACACGCUCUCCAGGAGCGCCUUCAAGUUCAAGAAGUCGCCCAAGCACUGCUCGUGGAGGUGCACCGCCCUGAGCGCCGUGGCCGUGUCCGUCCUGCUGUCCGUCCUGCUCUGCUACUGCAUAGCCAUGCACCUCCUGGGCCUCAACUGGCAGCUCCAGGAAGCUGAGAACUACGCCUUCGAGAACGGGCAGACCAAGUCGGACACCGGACCCACCAACGCGGUGACGGCGCUCACGGCCGAUAGCGGCAAGCCAGGCUUUCUCCUGCCGGAGAACAACACCAUCGACACGGGCGAGGUGGACGUGGGCCGUCGGGCUGCCCAGGAAGUGCCUCCCGGCGUGUUCUGGCGCUCGCAACUCUUCAUCGACCAGCCGCAGUUCCUCAAGUUCAACAUCUCGGUGCAGAGGGACGCCCUGGUGGGCGUGUACGGGAGGAAGGGCCUCCCACCCUCACACACACAGUACGAUUUUGUCGAGCUGUUGGAUGGGAGCCGGCUCAUCGCAAAGGAGAAGCGGGGCCUGGCUGAGCCGGAGGCCAGCGGCCGAAAGGCGCGCUCCGUCAAUGUCCAUGAGGCAGGCUUCAUCCAGUUCCUGGACACGGGCAUCUGGCACCUGGCCUUCUACAACGAUGGCAAGAAUGUGGAGCAGGUGUCCUACAGCACCAUCGUCAUCGAGUCUGUCAUGGAGUGUCCUCACAAUUGCCAUGGAAACGGAGACUGCCUCUCGGGGACGUGUCACUGUUUCCCCGGCUUCCUGGGACCCGACUGCUCCAGAGCCGCCUGCCCGGUGUUGUGUAGCGGGAACGGCCAGUACUCCAGGGGCCGCUGCCUGUGUUUCAGCGGCUGGAAGGGCACCGAGUGCGACGUGCCCAGCAACCAGUGCAUUGACAUCCACUGCGGAGGCCACGGCCUCUGCAUCAUGGGCGUCUGCGUGUGCAACACGGGAUACAAGGGGGACAACUGCGACGAAGUGGACUGCCUGGACCCGUCUUGCUCCGCCCACGGCGUCUGCAUCCAUGGCGAGUGCCACUGCAGCCCCGGCUGGGGCGGCACCAACUGCGAGAUCCUCAAGACCAUGUGCCCAGACCAGUGCUCAGGUCACGGAACCUACCAGGCCGAGAGCAACGCCUGCGUGUGCGAUGCCAACUGGACCGGUCCCGAUUGCUCCGUCGAGGUGUGUGCAGUUGACUGCGGCUCCCACGGCGUGUGCAUUGGGGGCAGCUGCCGCUGUGAAGAAGGCUGGAGCGGCACGGUGUGUGACCAGCGGGCAUGCCAUCCGCGCUGCACCGAGCACGGCACCUGCAGGGACGGAAAGUGCGAGUGCAACCAGGGCUGGGCUGGCGAACACUGCACCAUUGAUCAAAAUCUGGAAAGGAUAGUACCAGAGAGGAUAGGAUACAAAGAGGGCUGUCCCGGUUUGUGCAACAGCAACGGGAGAUGUACCCUGGACCAGAACGGCUGGCACUGCCUCUGCCAGUCCGGGUGGCGGGGUGCGGGGUGCGACGUCGCCAUGGAGACGCUCUGCACGGACAGCAAGGACAACGAGGGAGACGGUUUGGCGGACUGCAUGGACCCCGACUGCUGCCUGCAAACCUCGUGUCGGAGCCAACCCUACUGUCAGGGCUCCCCUGAGCCCAGCGAGCUCAUCGCCCAGGCGCCGCCUCCCCAGACCCCACUGGCUGCACGCUCCUUCUAUCAGCGCAUCAGCUUCCUUGCAGGACCCGAGGGCAGCCAUGUGGUCCCUGGGGAAAAUCCCUUCAACCAGAGCCUGGUGUCCAUCAUCCGGGGACAGGUGCUCACAGCAGAUGGCACUCCUCUCAUCGGGGUCAACGUCUCCUUCCUGCAUUACCCGGAACACGGCUACACAAUCACACGCCAGGAUGGCAUGUUCGACCUGCUGGCCAACGGCGGUGCCUCGCUGACGCUGAGCUUCGAGCGCGCUCCCUUCUUGACGCAGCACCGCACCGUGUGGAUCCCGUGGAACGUGUUCCACGUUAUGGACACGCUCGUGAUGAAGAGGGAGGAGAACAGCAUCCCGAGCUGCGACCUGAGUGGCUUCGUGCGGCCCAGCCCCCUCGUCGUGUCCUCGCCGCUGUCCACGUUCUUCAGGUCAUCCUCGGUGGACACGCCCUUCAUACCGGAGACGCAGGUCCUCCAGGAGGAGACGGGCAUCCCGGGUAGCGACCUCCACCUGAUCUACCUGAGUUCGCGUGCCGCCGGCUACAAGGCCGUCCUGAAAGUGACCAUGACUCAGGCCACCAUCCCCUUCAACCUGAUGAAGGUGCACCUGCUGGUGGCGGUGGUAGGUCGCCUCUUCCAGAAGUGGUUCCCCGCCUCGCCCAACCUGUCCUACACCUUCAUCUGGGACAAGACGGACGCCUACAACCAGAAGGUCUACGGCCUGUCGGAGGCUGUUGUGUCCGUGGGCUUCGAGUACGAGUCCUGCCUGGACCUGAUCCUGUGGGAGAAGCGGACGGCCGUUCUGCAAGGGUACGAGCUGGACUCCUCCAACAUGGGCGGCUGGACGCUGAACAAGCACCACAUUCUGGAUGUGCAGCAAGGCAUCCUGUACAAGGGCAACGGAGAGAACCAGUUCAUUUCCCAGCAGCCCCCAGUGAUCGCCACCAUCAUGGGCAACGGGCGUCGGCGCAGCAUCUCCUGCCCCAGCUGCAACGGCCAGGCGGACGGCAACAAGCUGCUGGCACCCGUGGCCCUGGCGUGCGGCAGCGACGGCAGCAUCUUCGUCGGCGACUUUAACUACGUGCGCCGCAUCUUCCCGUCGGGCAACGUCACCAGCGUCAUGGAGCUGAGAAAUAAAGAUUUCAGGCACAGCAACAAUCCGGCCCACAAGUACUACAUGGCCACUGACCCCGUGACGGGCAACCUGUACGUGUCGGACACCAACUCCCGCCGGAUAUACCGUCCCAAGCUGCUGACGGGGGUCAAGGACCUGCUGCAGAACGGCGAGGUGGUGGCGGGUACGGGGGAGCACUGCCUGCCCUUCGACGAGGCCCGCUGCGGGGACGGGGGCAAGGCCACGGAGGCCCUCCUCAUGGGGCCCAAAGGCAUCGCGGUCGACAAAAAUGGAGUCAUUUACUUUGUCGACGGGACCAUGAUUAGGAGGGUCGACCAGAACGGCAUCAUCUCCACCCUGCUGGGAUCCAACGACCUCACGUCUGCCCGACCUUUGACCUGUGACACCAGCAUGCACAUCCGCCAGGUGCGCAUGGAGUGGCCGACAGACUUGGCCAUCAACCCCAUGGACAACUCCAUCUACGUGCUGGACAACAACGUGGUGCUGCAGAUCACCGAGAACCGGCAGGUGCGCAUCGUGGCCGGGCGGCCCAUGCACUGCCAAGUGCCUGGGGUGGAGUACGCGCUGGGCAAGCGAGCGGUGCAGACCACGCUGGAGUCGGCCAGCGCCGUCGCUGUGUCCUACAGCGGCCUGCUCUACAUCGCCGAGACGGACGAGAAGAAGAUCAACCGCAUCCGGCAGGUGUCCACGGACGGUGAGAUCUCCCACCUAGCGGGCACGCCGUCUGAGUGCGACUGCAAGAACGACGCCAACUGUGACUGCUACCAGACUGGCGACGGCUACGCCAAGGAUGCCAAGCUCAACGCGCCGUCCUCGCUUGCCGUGUCCCCCGACGGCACGCUCUAUGUGGCUGACCUGGGCAACAUCCGCAUCCGCGCCAUCGGCCGGAACCGGCCCGUGCUCAACUCCAUGAACUUCUACGAGGUGGCGUCGCCGGCCUCGCAGGAGCUCUACAUCUUCGACACAAACGGCACGCACCAGUACACUACGAGUCUGGUCACCGGUGACUACAAGUACAACUUCAGCUACAGCAACGAGAACGACUUGACGGCCGUGACGGACAGCAGCGGGAACACGCUGCGCAUCCGCAGGGAUCCCAACCGUUUGCCCGUGCGCAUCGUCUCCCCGGACAACCAGGUGAUCUGGCUCACCAUCGGCACCAACGGCGGCCUCAAGAGCCUAACGGCCCAGGGCCAGGAGUUGGUCCUCUUCACCUACCACGGCAGCAGCGGCCUGCUGGCCACCAAGAGCAUCGAGAUUGGGUGGACCACCUUCUUCGACUACGACAGCGAGGGCAGGCUGACCAACGUGACCUUCCCCACCGGCGUCGUGACCAGCCUCCACGGCGAGAUGAAGAAGGCCAUCUCGGUAGACAUCGAGACGUCCGGCCGUGACGAGGAUGUCAGCAUCACCACCAACCUCUCGUCCAUCGACUCCUUCUACACUCUGGUUCAAGACCAGCUGAGGAACGGCUACCAGGUUGGCUACGACAACUCGCUCAGGGUCGUCUACGCCAACGGGAUGGACACGCACUACCAGACGGAGCCGCACAUCCUGGCAGGGACGGCCAACCCCACGGUGGCGCGGCGCAACAUGUCGCUCCCCGGCGAGAACGGGCAGAACCUGGUGGAGUGGCGCUUCCGGAAGGAACAGACACGGGGCCGCGUCAUCAUCUUUGGCCGCAAACUCAGGGUGAACGGCAGGAACCUCCUGUCCGUGGACUACGACCGAGCGCUGCGCACCGAGAAGAUCUAUGACGACCACCGCAAGUUCCUGCUCAAGAUCGUAUACGACACCUCGGGCCACCCCACUCUCUGGGUGCCCAGCAGUAAGCUGAUGACCGUCAACCUGACCUACUCGUCCACGGGGCAGGUGACCAGCCUGCAGAGGGGGCCCACCACCGAGAGGGUGGAGUACGACAGCCAGGGACGUAUGGUCUCCCGCGCCUUCGCCGACGGGAAAACCUGGAGCUACACGUACCUGGAGAAGUCCAUGGUGCUUCUGCUCCACAGCCAGCGUCAGUACAUCUUCGAGUACGACCUGCAGGACCAGCUGUCUGCCAUCACCAUGCCCAGCGUGGCCCGACACACCAUGCAGACCAUCCGCUCCGUGGGCUACUACAGGAACAUCUACAGUCCGCCCGAGAGCAACGCCUCCGUGGUGGUGGACUACAGUGAGGACGGGCAGCUUCUCCAAGUAGCCCACCUGGGCACAGGUCGAAGGGUCCUCUACAAGUACAGACGGCAGACGAAGCUUUCCGAGAUCCUGUACGACAGCACUCGCGUCAGCUUCACUUAUGACGAGACAGCAGGCGUCUUGAAGACAGUCAACCUCCAGAGUGAGGGGUUCAUCUGCACCAUCCGGUACCGGCAGAUCGGACCUCUGGUGGACAGGCAGAUCUUCCGCUUCAGCGAGGACGGCAUGGUGAACGCUCGCUUCGACUACACUUACGACAACAGUUUCCGUGUGACCAGCAUGCAGGGUGUCAUCAACGAAACGCCGCUUCCCAUCGACCUCUACCAGUUUGAUGACAUUUCAGGGAAGGUCGAGCAAUUUGGAAAAUUUGGUGUCAUCUACUACGACAUCAACCAGAUCAUUUCCACCGCCGUUAUGACCUACACCAAGCAUUUUGAUGCCCACGGCCGGAUUAAGGAGAUCCAGUAUGAAAUAUUCCGCUCUUUGAUGUACUGGAUAACUAUACAGUAUGACAAUAUGGGCAGGGUCACAAAAAGAGAGGUUAAAAUUGGGCCAUUUGCAAACACCACAAAGUACGGCUACGAGUACGAUGUGGACGGGCAGCUCCAGACAGUCUACCUGAAUGAGAAGAUAGUUUGGCGCUACAACUAUGACUUGAACGGAAACCUACACCUUCUGAACCCAAGCAACUACGCACGGCUCCUCCCGCUCCGCUAUGAUCUCCGCGAUCGCAUCACCCGCCUCGGGGACAUCCAGUACCGCAUGGAUGAGGAUGGUUUCCUGCGGCAGAGGGGCACCGAGAUCUUCGAGUACAACUCCAAGGGUCUCCUUGUGCGUGUCUAUAGUAAGGCCAAUGGCUGGACCAUCCAGUACCGCUAUGAUGGGUUGGGCAGGCGAGUCUCCACCCGCACCAGCCUGGGACACCACCUCCAGUUCUUCUACGCAGACCUGAACUACCCCACUAGGAUCACCCAUGUAUACAACCACUCCAGCUCGGAGAUCACCUCGCUCUACUACGACCUGCAGGGCCACCUCUUCGCCAUGGAGAUAAGCAGCGGGGAGGAGUUCUACAUUGCCUGCGACAACACGGGGACCCCUCUGGCAGUCUUCAGUAGCAACGGGCUCCUCCUGAAGCAGGUGCUAUACACGGCAUACGGUGAGGUGUACUACGACUCAAACCCAGACUUCCAGCUCGUGAUCGGCUUUCAUGGGGGCCUCUUCGACCCUCUGACCAAACUCCUGCACUUUGGGGAGCGGGAUUACGACAUCCUGACUGGGAGGUGGACCACCCCAGACAUUUCCACAUGGAAGAGGGUGGGGAAGGACCCUGCCCCCUUUAACCUCUACAUGUUUAGAAACAACAACCCCAUCAGCAAAGUGCAUGAGGUGAAGGAGUAUGUCACAGAUAUCAACACGUGGCUGGUGACUUUUGGGUUCCACCUUCACAAUGUCAUUCCCGGCUACCCUAUUCCCAAGUUUGGUCUUACAGAACCGUCCUUGGAGCUGAAGAAGAGUCAGCUUUGGGAUGACUUACCAACCAUCUCUGGAGUCCAGCAAGAAGUGAUCCGUCAGGCAAAGGCUUUCCUGUCCUUCGAGAGGCUGCCUGAGAUCCAGUUCAGCCGGCGGCGAGCUAGUCGGGAGAAGGCAUGGUUGUGGUUCUCCACCGUCAAGUCACUCAUCGGGAAGGGGGUUAUGCUGGCAAUAAACCAAGGCCUGGUGACCACCAAUGCACUCAACAUUGCCAAUGAGGACUGCAUCAAGGUAGCAGCCGUGCUGAACAAUGCCUUCUACCUGGAGAACCUACACUACACAGUAGAGGGCCACGACACGCACUAUUUCAUCAAAACCUCGCUGCCCGAGAGCGACCUGGGCACGCUCCGGCUGACCAGCGGGCGCAAGGCCCUGGAGAAUGGCGUCAACGUGACUGUGUCGCAGUCCACCACGGUGGUGAACGGCAGGACUCGCAGGUUCGUUGACGUGGAGCUGCAGCAUGGUGCCCUGGCACUGCAUGUGCGCUACGGCGUGACGCUAGACGAGGAGAAGGCCCGCGUGCUGGAGCAGGCCCGACAGAGGGCGCUGGCGGCCGCCUGGGCUCGGGAGCAGCGACGCGUGCGUGACGGCGAGGAAGGCGCACGCCUCUGGACUGAGGGAGAGAAGAGGCAGCUCCUGAGCAGCGGCAAGGUGCUGGGCUACGACGGGUAUUAUGUACUUUCGGUAGAGCAGUACCCCGAGCUAGCUGACAGCGCCAACAACAUCCAGUUCCUAAGGCAGAGCGAAAUAGGGAAGAGGUAACAGACUGUCCGUCACUGGCUGCCAAAGAGACUGCUCCCUGCCUUUUCUGGAGGGUUGGGCGGGGCUUUGGGCUGUGGUUGAGUUGGGUGGGGGGCUGCGUCAAGCUGUGGAUUAGCGCAUAGCCGCUAACGGACUGAUUGUCAAGAACGAUCUUCUACUCUGGGCCUAUUCAGUGCUGCAAAACUCUUAUCCGUGGCACAGCCUUGUUUGAACUGCGGAAUCCAGGAGCCGAGGGAUAGUUUGUACGAGUAAAAAUGUCUUUACAAAUAACCUUAAAAGGUGAUCUGCUUCAAAAAAAAGUUUUAAAAAAGGAAAAAAAAAGUUUACAUAAUGCAUAUCACUGCACUCACAUGGACUAAUACAUACAAAGCCUGUUGAUUUUGUUACGAGACGGUGUCUAUAAUCAGCUCUUUGUUUUCAUUCCGAAUGGUUGACUUUUGCUUAUAUGAAUAAACAAGUAGUCUCGCUCUUAAUAAUAACAUGCAUCUCAGUCCCCAGGAGAAACUGGGAAUCACCAGUGUUCAUUCAUCCAGCUGCUUCUCUUGUGCUGUUUCUAAGGACAUUGCCACCAGUGUCAUGGGCCCGGCCGUCGGUGCUCGCGAUUUUUAAUGGUAUCGUGGGGGGGGUUUGGGGCAGAGUUUUGAGUUGAUCGUGUCGAGAAAUAAAGGAAUCAACAGGCAAUCACGUCCGACAAGGCUAUAGAAAAAACUUUUUGAAGCAUUAUUUGAGAAAGGUUCUUUACUGAAUUUUCUUUUUAUACAAAGUCCCAGCUAUUCGCUCAUUAAAUAUUAGUCUCAGAGAAAGUAAUUUAUGUAAAGUGUUUAUACAUUAAAUAAACUCUGAAAAAUGCAGAGAACUUUCUUCCUGUCAUGCAUUGAUGUUUAUACUCUUCAUAAAUUUUAAAUAUUUUAGUUUAUUAAAAUUUAUGGUAAACGUAAAUAAAGAAACAAUCAUAUGCACUGU
This is a messenger RNA of Scleropages formosus (Asian bonytongue), 9604 nucleotides long. It is a transcript of the gene tenm3, whose product is annotated as teneurin transmembrane protein 3. Gene Ontology annotation, cellular component: neuron projection; membrane. Gene Ontology annotation, molecular function: protein heterodimerization activity; protein homodimerization activity; cell adhesion molecule binding. Gene Ontology annotation, biological process: heterophilic cell-cell adhesion; neuron development; signal transduction. Bases 278 to 8641 code for a protein of 2787 amino acids. The record is from RefSeq and is a predicted model, not a curated record. NCBI's taxonomy places the organism in Eukaryota, Metazoa, Chordata, Actinopteri, Osteoglossiformes, Osteoglossidae. The transcript has 32 exons.